Molecule: messenger RNA, 8202 nt
Organism: Heterostelium album PN500
Lineage: Eukaryota; Evosea; Eumycetozoa; Acytosteliales; Acytosteliaceae
Product: HEPN domain-containing protein
Exons: 2
Coding region: 1-8202 (2733 amino acids)
Molecular function (GO): Hsp70 protein binding
Source: RefSeq, a predicted model, not a curated record
AUGGCCCUAUUUAAUAGCUUCAAAGAUGGUAAUGCGUCUGAACCAUAUUAUAAAAGAAUCAAUGGUAUUCUCAAAAAAUAUCAUGAAUCGACUAUUUUAAAAGAGUUAUUACAGGAAUACUUUGAUCUAACAUCUAUUCAUAUUAAUAAAAUUCACUCAAAGAAUGCUGAUGAUGCCGGUGCCAAAAAAGUGAUAAUCAAAUUCGAUCGGAGAUCGUAUGAUACUGAGAAACUAUUUGAUGAGACACCGGUUUACAAGCAAAACAUGAAACAGAUGCAAGGACCAUCACUGUUGAUCUACAAUGAUUCGAUCUUUAAGGAGAAAGACUGGGAGGGAAUCAAAAGUUUGGGAAGUGGAUCGAAAGAGAUGGAUCUCAAAUCGGUUGGAAAGUUUGGUUUGGGUAUCAACUCUGUCUAUCAUGUAUCGGACUUCCUAACGAUCAUUUCCGACACGCAAGUGUUGAUUCAAGAUCCACUUGGUUUGGUAUCAAAGAAUGGUUUGCAUUUCGAUUUCGUCGAGAAUUCGAUGAUCGAUGCUAAGUAUCGCGAUCAAACUGAACCAUGGAAACAAUUCGGUUGUGAUAUGGUGAAUCGAUUCAAUGGUACCAUCAUCAGAUUACCAAUUCGUCUAGCGGGCAGUAAAAUCAAACCAAAUCCAAUCACCGACGAAGAUUAUAAGCUAAUCUUUGAUGAAUUCAUUCAACAGCUACAUGAACUGUUACUGUUCCUCAAGAACAUUCUACAGGUAGAAGUAUACGACAAUGAUAGACUGCUAUUUAGAGUGUCAGUAUCGAAUGCGUCAUCUAUCGUUGACAAACGAACACUUGUUCAUGAUUGUAUAUCGAGAAUCGCCGAUUUAAUGAAGGAGUAUGAUAUUCAUAAAUUCAUUGAUAUCAUCAAGAGUAUGGAUAAACUUCCAGUGGGAACAUACACAAUGGAUCUCAAGUAUGAGAGUGCAGUCAAUGGCAUAUCCAAUAUGAAAUAUUGUAUCACCCAAGGACUGGUGAAUAAUGGUUUGGAAUCAUUGAAGCUGAACAAUAUCACAACCAAACUCAUUCCAUGGGGUGGCGUUGCAGUUCCUUUGGGUCUGACACCACAACAAACCAAGUCAUUCCAAGGUAUACCAUUCACAUUUCUUCCGAUUGGAUCACAACGUUUCAAUAUUCCAUUCCAUUUGAAUGGUUUCUUUGUUCUCUCUGACGCGAGAACCGACAUUCACUUCUCCACUUCCAACUAUGAAAACAGUGAAGAACAUCAAGAGUUUAAAUGGAAUGAGAAUGUUCUGACCAAUAUCAUACCGGAAUUAUACAAUCAUAAUCUAUUGGUUAUGAUUCAGAACAAACAGCUUGGAAGCAACUCUGUCUACGAUUACUUCCCAACAGAGGUGUAUAAUUCAGAGAAGGAUAAGGUUUUGUCAAUUCAUACUGUCAAAAGACUGUGCAAGAGUAAACUUUUCCGAGAUAUCAAAACAUUGGAAUAUUAUCAUUUGUCAGAAAGUUAUUGUGUUACCGAUGAUCACAAUGAAGAUAUCUCCAAUGUUUUGACUCAACGAUCGAAAGUAACCAUUAGAAUUCCAAAUCCACUCUUAAAUUAUAUGUCCAAAUUAAACUGUAAAGCACGCUUAGUCACUCAAUUGGAUAUUUGUGGAUUUUUGAAAUCAAAACCUCUCACUGAAUUCAAUGGUUCAGUUCUCAGCUAUUUACUUUCAGGUCAACAAAUCAUUAAGGAUGGUCAUCUGGAUGAGUUAAAGGUAUUCCCUUUGUCCAAUGGUAGAAUUGGUUCGAUUAGAUCCAAGAAUGCUGUGAAACUAAGUCGGUACAUGUAUUAUACAGAUCAGAGACAGUUCACUAUCUUGGCUAGCAAGAACCCAGAUUCACUAUUUGAUUUCGAAACAAUGCUACCAUUCAGUAUGCACAUCAAAUCAUUGUGUGAAUACUAUCACGUCUCAAAUAUGGAUCUUUCAAUAUUCUGUAGGUUGCUCAAGAAUUCAUUUCCAAUGAUGGUAGGAAUUGAUGUUGUUCUACAAAGUCUUCCAAGUGAUUUCAAUUCAGUUGUGUUCUGGGAAUACAUGGGUACUCUUAAUACACAGGGGAUUUCCGACUUUGUUUGUAUACCAGCGACUGAUGUAAAUAAUUCAUUGGUAUACGUAGCUCCUGGUUAUCCAAAGUUGAUUCUCGACAGAAUGAAGGAAUCGAUCAGACAAAUUGCUCUCAAACUUGGAUUCUACAUGGCAAAGUCAGAUAUGAAUGAGAAGUAUUUCUAUGCAAUUUUCACAAUCAACUCGGAUAUCAACUUGAUGAAUUCUAUUACUAGUAAUAUGAUCUCAUCUCUGUCUCCUGAGGAGAAGAUUACAAUUCGAAAGCAUCUUCUUUCCGACAAAAGAUCUAUUGAACAUUCACAAACCAUAUUCUCACUUCCAAUCUUUAAGAAUUCUGUUGGUGAAUUCAAAUUCAUCGAUAGAUAUACUGUUUGUACCAAUUGGAAAGAUAUUACAAAAUACUGUAGAGAAAAGGGUUAUGUCAUUUUUGAAGGUGAGAAGAACAAUCUACAGAAAUGGCCGACCGCUCUGAACGAUCAGAAUUAUAUGAUACUAAACUAUAUAUUGCCAAGUAUCUGUUUGUACACUCCACAAGAACAAUUCUCCAUUGUUAAAAUUGUUCUAUGGAGUCCGAACCAAUUCAAAAAUCAAGAGUUGGUUCAACAGAUGGAAUGGGUACCAAACUCUGGUGGUUCAUUGUCAAAUUUGAGUCAGCUAAUUAUACUAUCCUCACCAGAGAGGGUAUCACUCUUAAAGUAUACUCAAGGAGGACAAAGCAAGGUCAUUGCACAUCAAUUGGCAUCCAGCGAUUUAGUCGAAAAAUGGUCACCGUUUGGAGUACGUACUAUCUAUCCUGGUUAUACUAACAACUCAGAUUAUAAUCUUAUCUAUGAUUGUCUAAAGAAUCUGUCAAAAUUACCAAAGGAAUCAUUCAGUUCUGGAUUCAAUGAAAUUAUUAGCUUUAUGAAUCAAAACAUCAAUAUAGUUGAUAGUACAUUAUUAUCAGUUCCAUUUAUUCCUGUUAAACAGUCAAUUGAUUUUGGUUCAAUAUCCUACAAAACUAAAACAGAAUACGUUUCAAUCAAUCAAUGUUACUUAGAUUCAGAAAAGGAGCUCUGCUACAGUCAAUGUACAAUUGGAGAUAUCGAUACGAAAUCACUUGCAUCACUACAAAUUCAUCUACCAACUCUAAAGAUAGAAACAAUAAUCAAUCAUCUUGGAUAUCUUAUCGAACAAUCUCAAGCACCCUCGUUUACCAAUGAGGAGAGAGAUUCAAUGGUAACAAUCGUUGAGAAGAUCUAUAAAUACUUCAAUACUCAUGAGGAUCUCAAAUCACUCAUUUCAAGCAAACUUGAUUGGAUUUGGUGUGGAUCGAAAUUUGUAUCUCCAACUUUAGUUUUUGUCAAUGGUACUUCGAUUGAUCCUUAUAUUUUCCAAGUUCCAGAUCAGUUGAAAAAGUUCAAUCGUCUUUAUGAAAAGGUCAAAAUCCCGAUGAAUCCUACCUUUAGACACUAUACCAAUGUUUUGGUGGAAUUGUAUAACAAAUCAAAGGGUAUGGUUCUUUUAGAUGAAGAUCUUUCAAUUGCCAUCAAGGUUGCAAAAGAAUUGGCACUACAAACAAUGCCACAGGAACCAGGAAAGAUCUAUCUUCCAUGUACAAGCUUGAAACUUGUGGAGUUCGGACAAAUCAUUUUCUCAGACACCGACGACGUUCACCCAUCGCUUCAAACCUAUUCGAUUCUCCACAGAGAUUUAUCACUUAACGAUGCUAGAAAGUUGAAAAUCAAGACAUCGUUGGACACCAUCAAACGAGGUAAAACCAUUCUUGGAUCAGAGUUUGGUCAAUUUGAAAAGCUGUUGACUCGUUUGAAAAACAUCAACGAAGAGUACAAGGUGGAAUCGCUAUUGAAAGAAGUCGUUCAGAAUGCCGAAGAUAGUAAAGCAACUGUUCUCGAGAUUUGUUUGGACAAGAGAAGAUACACAAUCACCGACGAUCUCGAUCCAGAGCUACCAAAGAACUUUGGAAAUUAUCUCGAGCCAUCACUUGUCAUUUUCAAUGAUUCCAAGUUCACCGACCUCGAUAUCCAGAAUAUCCAAUCACUUGGUGACUCCUAUAAGAAGAACAACUAUUCAAAGAUUGGUCACUAUGGAAUCGGUUUCAAUUGUGUCUACAAUAUUACAGAUGUUCCUUCGAUAAUCACACGAGAUUCAUUGUUCAUCUUUGAUCCUCUGAAAUCUCAUUUUUCAGUAGAACAUAGUGCCGGUCGUUCAUACGAAUUCUCAAUUCGUGAUCAACUUGUCGACACUUUCAAACCAUUGAAUUAUCCUGGAUUUGGUCUCCAACUUGACAAGGAAUUCGAUCAUACCAUCAUUCGUCUGCCACUCAGAAAAUCAUACUCUGAUCUUUCUUCCAAUGUUUGGACUAUGGAUUCGAUCAACAAGUUACUAAAAGAGUUCCAAUCGAGUGCAGAGAAUUGUUUACUUUUCCAACGCAGUCUCAAGAAGAUCACAUUCUCUGUCAUUGAAGAUGAUAAUUCCAAUCAAGCAAAGACUCUUUAUUCAGUUGAGAGAAGAGUAACUGGUGGCUAUGAUCCAAUCAAUUUAUCUUCUGACAUUGAAGCUUACAAUUGGAAAAACUUCAAUCCGAAAUCAUACUUUAUGGACAUCAUUACCAAUGGAAAUGUGGUCAACAAAUGGUUUGUUGGAUGGAAGAUCGGUGCUGAACAAUCGAGUAAUCUCUUCAAGAUCUACGAGAAACUUCAUCAGAAAUCAAUUCCAUUGGGAAGUAUUGCGAUAUGUAUGGAUAAAGAGAUUAUAGGUGUUCCUUUCACCUAUUUACCAUUGCCGAAAUCCACCGAGUUACCUGUGAUGGUCAAUGGUAGUUUCAUUUUGAACUCAUCAAGACAAGAUGUUUUCAACUCUCUCGAUAACAACUACAAAUUCGAUACCAACUACGAACCGGAUUCAGAGAAAGAAAAGUCAUUGUGGAACAUUUCGAUUGUUACUGAGAUACUAUGUCCUCUAUAUCUCAACCUUUUGAACAACAUUGAAUUCAAGAAUCACUUUAUUGGAUCAAAGAUCAACAAUUUCUAUUCACUAUUCCCUCAUUCAAAAGCUACUCUUUGGAAUAGAAUAACUGAGUAUUUCUACCAGAACGUAUCGAAAUACUCUGUUUUUUCCAACAUCUAUUCAAAUGUGUUUGGUGGUCUCUCAUACCUCUGGGAAUCAUUUGACAAAUCGUCAUUGGUUAUCAAAUCGGAAUAUAAUGAUACUUUCAAUGAUAUCGAUAUCAUCAAGUUACUAUUACUCGAUGAAUGUCCGCUAGUUCUGUUGCCGCCAAAAGUAUUCGAAAUGCUGUCUCCAGCUCCCCUCAUACUCGACAAGUCAAGUGUUGCAAAUUUCUAUAAGCAAAUCAAAGACAACAGCUUCCAACUGUCUAAUCCACCAAGACCAUCACUCUCUUCCAAGGAAAGCAUCUUUACAUUAGCUCAAUAUGUUUCACCAUCUAUAUUGGGAACUCCAUUUAUGCUUCUCGAAUCCGAACUUACAGCAAUGAAGUUCGACUUUAAAUCCAACAAGCUGUUGUAUAAUUAUGAAUAUAUCUCUCUGCUUCCUGAUGCAGAUCUAUUCAUUCAUCAUCGAUUUACUGAUGAAUCAAUUCCGGAAUUUAAAAACAAUUUCAUUUCCACCUAUGGUUUGGUUUUAGAAUUCCCAGAAUUCUUUAUUAAAUACCUAGUUCCUAGACUCCACUCAUACCAAACCUACGAAGAAUGUAAACCAAUAUUUUAUUCUCUUGUUCAACACUGGAAAGAGUUUAACCAAAUUCAUUAUGAACAACUCAAAGCACUCAAGCUCAUCCCAGUUCUUGAAGAUGAUGGAAACACUAUCGAGGCGUUUAACUUGGUUUCUGAGUAUUACAAUGAAGAAGUACUCAAAAUUAUCCCAUCAGACUAUGAUCUUCCACCAAUCUUUUAUGAAAAGAAUUAUCAAUCGAUUCUCUCCAAGUUGGGUCUUAAGGAUACAAUCGAAACCGAUAUUAUCGUUGCACACUUUGAAGCUUUAUCGAAUAAUCCCGAUGCCGACAAGUUUGAACAGCUCUAUAAUUUUAUGACAAACACAAAGACCCUGACCAAAGAGGAUGUUGUUAGUAUCCUCGAUGAAAUUAAAGAUCUGCCCAUCAUUCCUUGUGCCCAAAACAACCAUAUUGGAGCAGUCAAUCAACCAUUUGCUUCUUUAUCAAUGUCGUCCGAUCCUUCUCAUGAAGAAUAUACAUUCACGGUCUUGCCAACCAGACUCUACGAAAAUAUCCAACAACCAACUUCACCAAAGAUGCAUAUUAUUGCAGAUCAUCUAAAGAAUCUACUUUUAGAUUCACAGAAAUGGAAAGAAGACCACAAAUUGUUAGAUCUUGAAACACUCGUACACAAACAAAUAAGUCAUCUUGCAAAAGAUACGACAAGCGUUCAACACCCAUUACCAGAUUCAACAUUAUUUCCAAUUCAAUCACAAUUGGUUCCAAUCAAAGACAUCAUUCUUACCGAUGAGAAUCUAUUACCAUUCUUUUUCUCCAUCCAAAAAGAAAAAAAAUUCUACUAUACUUUAGAAUGCUUAGGAUUCACCAAUAUCAAUGACGACAAGAUUGUUUGUAAACUUUCAUCAAUGGUUACCAAAGUCAUAGGUGAUGAUUCCAUUAAGACUGUUAUCACACUUUUGAAACAUCUCAAAGAAGCUUCACCACCAGCUCUCCUUUCCGAAUCAUGUGUUCUGCAGCCACAUUCAUUGGUAUAUUCAACUCCAUUCGGUUCCAGUGAUAAACUGAAGAGGAGAAGUAAUAUCGCUGGUAAACUUUACCAAGUUCACCCAGAGAUUGAGCGACACAAAGGUCAGAUCAAGAUAUUUGCUCUUUCCGAUUUAGUGAAGGAAUCGAUCAACCUCGAAAUGUCCAGAGUUGAAAAAGUUUCUUCUUCCUCAUUCAUCGAUUUCCAUGACCCAAAUAUCAUCGCAAGAGUUCAAAGUAUCUUGGAUUUUGAUGCCAAGAAAUUCAAGAAAAUUCUUUCCAAACUACAAAGUCUCAACUUGUACAAAGGUAAAUUGGUCAGCAAGUUCACUAUGACCAACGAGAACAACGACGAUGUUACCCGUGAACCGAUUGGAUCCGAUCAUAUCUAUGAUAAGGAGCACAAUUCACUCUACAUUCAAAGUGAACUCUUUGAUUCUUUCCAUUAUUUCGGUUUCAUUUCAUCGAUUUUCCAAAUCUCUAUGCAACUCUAUACUGAACUACGUGCCCAUAAAGAUCAAGUUUACGAUCUCAAUCCAUUCCACACUUAUUCCUCUGGUGAAAAGGCAUACUAUUCGCGCGACAAUAAGACUUUCCAAGCAACCACUGUCGUCCGAAUGAACGAAGAGAGUAUAGAUGAAUACUCUGAACUUCGAUUCUACUUUAUCAGUUUGGACAAUGAUGAUUGCGAUGACGAUGACAUUGAUGGUGCUGUUGCGGUCAAUCCAAUAUCAGUUCCAUUGGUUCAUCUCUUUAAAGAAGGUACCACCGAUGUCAGCAAGAUAGAGCUCGAUCAUAAAGCAGUACAACAACUCUACGAUGAAGUACUCUCAAGUUUCGGUGAGGGUUUCGAAUGCAAAAGAAUCAGUGAAUUUGCAAAACAACUUGGAAUUACAAUAGAAUUACCGACUGUCAAAGAAAAUCAACUUGUGAUUCACCGUGCAAAAGCACAAUCGCUCACCACAACAGUGUAUACAGUUCAACCAUCGAAAUACUCAUCGAGCGUACCCAACGAUGAAUAUGCAUCUAUAUUUAAAAAACAAUCAGCUCACGAUUUAGAAGUGGCAAAACAUUGCCAUCUGGGUGGAUUCUACUCUUCCGCCUGCUUCCAUGCUCAACAAUGUGUUGAAAAACUUUUCAAAGCAUAUUGUCACAAACAUGGAAUCUACUUUGACUUGCACAGUCACAAAAUCAACUACUAUCAAAUCAAAGAAGAUAUAGAUUGUAGUGAUGCUCGCAUUUUCGAAAGAUUCUAUAUAUCAACAAGAUAUCCAUCCAACAACGGCUAUGACACAACUGCACCCUAUGAAAACUACAAUGAAAAUCAAUCGGAAGAUGCCAUCAAAAAAGCAUUAAUUUUAUGCCUUAAUUUAAAAGAUUUAAUUUAA